Messenger RNA from Penicillium cinerascens, 1053 nucleotides. RefSeq names its product putative siderophore biosynthesis lipase/esterase (gene sidJ). The record is from RefSeq and is a predicted model, not a curated record. The coding region runs from base 1 to 1053 and encodes 350 amino acids. The transcript has 2 exons. NCBI's taxonomy places the organism in Eukaryota, Fungi, Ascomycota, Eurotiomycetes, Eurotiales, Aspergillaceae.
AUGUACUCCAAGUUCUGGCCUAAGGGAGGACUCCCCGGUAUCCUGCAUCAUUACACCGAAACCCUUGUCACAUUCGAAUACACCUCCAGCACUGUUAGUCAACCUCACAGCCUUGUUUUCGUCGGCGGCUUAGGCGAUGGCCUCGCGACGACGUCCUACAUGGCAGACCUUGCCCGCGCCCUGCAGUCAACAGAAUGGUCGCUUUUCACCCUGAACCUCACAUCCUCCUACCAAUCAUGGGGUCUGGGUCACCUCGACCGGGACACCGAUGAGAUCGCACAAUGUAUUCGAUAUAUCAAAGAUUACAAGGGAGACAAGUUCGGAAAUGGAAAAGUCGUCCUCAUGGGCCAUUCGACCGGAAGUCAAUGCGUGGUGCACUACCUCUCUCGUCCGAACCCCCACACAGCCACGGCAUCCUUUGAUUCUGCGCUUCAACAUGUUGAGCGACCGGCACUUGAUGGCGCCAUCAUGCAGGCGCCAGUCUCUGACAGGGAGGCGAUUCAGUGGGUCUUGAAGUGGGGUUGGGCUGGUAAGUCGCCAGAAGAGAUCCGGCCAAUUUAUGACCAGGCGCUCGCGUUGGCCAAGGAAGCUGCUCAGAAGGAAUCAAAAUACGAUACCUUGCUGCCUUUGUGGAUGACAUCGACUAUUUGCUAUCCGUCCAAUACUCCGAUUAGUGCGCGGAGAUUCUUGAGCCUUGUCAGCCCCGAGAGUCCCCAAUCACCCGGGGAGGAUGACCUGUUCAGCCACGACCUGGGUGAUGAGCAGCUGAGCAAGACCUUUGGGUUGAUUAAGCAAGGGGGUCUGCUGAGACACAAGUUGAUGGUCCUGUUCUCUGGUGCUGACCAGGCAGUUCCUGAUUGGGUUGAUAAGGAGGGCUUGUUGGCAAAGUGGAAAAUGGCCACGAACCAGGAAGGGUCCCAAAUCUGGGAUGAUGAUCACAGUGCUGUUAUCCCAAAUGCUUCUCACGCCCUGAGUAACGAUGAUCAGGCUGAGCCGCGGAAGUUCUUGGUUGGCAAAGUUCUUGGAUACCUGCAGGCUGCAGAGAGGGUCUAA